Molecule: messenger RNA, 3580 nt
Organism: Vigna unguiculata (cowpea)
Lineage: Eukaryota; Viridiplantae; Streptophyta; Magnoliopsida; Fabales; Fabaceae
Product: homeobox-leucine zipper protein ANTHOCYANINLESS 2-like
Biological process (GO): regulation of DNA-templated transcription
Molecular function (GO): lipid binding; DNA-binding transcription factor activity, RNA polymerase II-specific; DNA binding
Source: RefSeq, a predicted model, not a curated record
AUCAUUAUUCUAUAACUCGGUUUACUUUCUUCUUCACAAAAGCUCAUCAAAAAGCCACUUUGCAAUUUUCACAGUCACUCACAGGCUUUCUGGGGAUACUGUGCAAAUAGCAUCAGCCAUCACAGUAAGAGUCAACCGUCCCUUUUUGGAUCCAUCUAUUUGUAAGGCUUCCAAUAGUCCACACGUUACGUUUUAUCUUCACCUUUUCCCCUUACACUCUCUCUCUCUCUCUCAUCAUUUUCUGUACAAAUCCAUAACCAUUUUCAUUUUCUUCAAUCUCUCACCCUUUUCCUUAGCAUAAUAGUGGCAUACUGUUAUUCUAUUACAAAAGUCAAACACGAAGCUUUUGAUUAAAACUAGAGUGUCACUUUUUAAGAGCCUUCAUAGAUUAAAUAUAAUCAUGUUAUUUGAUUAAAACUUUAAUUAAAAACUGCAUCUUUUUCAUUUUUUUUCUGUCUUUUUCCUUUUAGGCUUUACAAGAGUCAAGCAUGCAGAGAAUGAGGCACACACACACGCAAAGACAGUAGGGUUCUUAUAUCCUUUUUUCCAUUUAACCCCAAGCCAAUGGAUUGAAGCUACCAUUCAACUGUGUCUGUGCCACAAAGUGCCACUCUCAAAGGCUCACUGCUACUAAGAGAGGAAUAGAGAAAGAAGAAGGAAGCUGCUGUAAUAGCAUAAGGGUUUCUAGGCUUCCGUUCUUUCUUUCUCUACAAAUAAUAGAAGAAAAGAAAAAGACAGUAUUUUUUUUUUUCUUUCUGCUACAGAGAGAAAGCUGAGACAUUGGGGUUUUAUCCUUUUGUCUCCUCUAUCUCUCUGUCUCUAUUCUUUCCCCCCUUACCUUGAAAGUUUCUUCUUUGAUCACUCUCCCAGAGUAUAUAAGUCUCCUUCUGACCGACCCACUUCAUCUUUUGAGUCUUUCUUGAGUUUCAAAAUUCUGGGGUAGCCAAUUGACGCCUAAAUUCUCACUGAUGAAGCAAUUCGAUGCUUAGGGAGGAGUAGAAGAAGUGGGUUCAAGGGGUUUCAGGGUAAAAAAUUUAGGCUUGUUCGGGUACUUGUGUUGAAGAGAAAAGUGGCUUCUUUGAUGAGUUUUGGGGGUUUUCUUGACAACAAAUCAGGUAGUGGCGCAGCCAGACACGACCUUUCGGAUAUUCCUUACAACAACGUUACCACCACCAACCAUACCAACACCAACGACGACGAUAGAAUGCCCUUUGGUGCAAUCUCUCAGCCCCGCCUGGUGACCACCACCACUCCAACCCUGGCCAAAUCCAUGUUCAACUCCCCAGGACUAUCUCUGGCACUUCAAACCAAUAUAGAUGGACAAGAAGAUGUGAAUAGAAUGGUCGAAAAUAGCUUCGAACCAAACGGUUUGCGAAGAAGCAGAGAGGAAGAGCAUGAAAGCAGAUCUGGCAGCGACAACAUCGACGGCGCUUCCGGCGAUGAACAAGACGCCGCCGACAAGCCUCCGAGGAAAAAACGCUAUCACCGACACACCCCUCAGCAGAUACAAGAACUUGAAGCGUUGUUCAAGGAGUGUCCUCAUCCAGAUGAGAAGCAAAGACUCGAACUCAGCAAGAGGCUGAGCUUGGAGACUCGACAGGUGAAGUUUUGGUUCCAAAACCGGAGAACCCAAAUGAAGACCCAGUUGGAGCGGCACGAGAACACGUUGCUGAGACAAGAGAACGACAAGCUGAGAGCGGAGAACAUGUCUAUCAGGGACGCAAUGAGGAACCCCAUGUGCUCCAAUUGCGGUGGCCCUGCCAUCAUCGGCGAGAUUUCGCUGGAGGAGCAGCACCUUCGGAUUGAGAACGCGCGGUUGAAGGACGAGCUCGAUCGCGUGUGUGCACUCACGGGCAAGUUUCUGGGUCGCCCCGUUUCUUCGUUACCGAAUUCAAGUUUGGAGCUUGGCGUUGGGGGGAACGGGUUCGGUGGAAUCAGCAUUGGCACCACAUUGCCUUUAGGACAAGAUUUUGGAAUGGGAAUGUCGAUGUCUGUGUCUAACAACCCUUUGGCUAUGGUGUCUCCCUCGAGUACCAGACCAACUUCUGUUGUGGGUGGGUUUGAUAGGUCCAUGGAGAGGUCCAUGUUUCUCGAGCUUGCUUUGGCCGCCAUGGAUGAGUUGGUGAAGAUGGCUCAAACUGGGGAGCCUCUUUGGGUGAGGAAUGUUGAAGGUGGGAGGGAAAUCAUGAACCAUGAGGAGUACGUGAGAACCUUCACUCCUUGUAUUGGUUUGAGACCCAAUGGGUUUGUGUCUGAAGCAUCUAGGGAAAAUGGAAUGGUCAUUAUUAACAGUUUGGCACUUGUUGAGACUCUCAUGGACGCGAAUCGAUGGGCAGAGAUGUUUCCUUGUAUCAUUGCAAGAACCUCCACUACUGAAGUGAUAUCUAACGGGAUAAAUGGAACAAGAAAUGGAGCACUUCAAUUAAUGCAUGCUGAACUUCAAGUUCUUUCGCCUUUGGUUCCUGUUCGUGAGGUCAAUUUCUUAAGGUUUUGCAAGCAGCACGCAGAAGGGGUUUGGGCAGUGGUGGAUGUGUCCAUAGAUAGCAUCAGAGAAAGUUCAGGAGCAGCAUCAACUUUUGUCAACUGUAGGAGGCUUCCUUCUGGUUGUGUUGUGCAAGACAUGCCCAAUGGUUACUCCAAGGUGACAUGGGUGGAGCAUGCAGAAUACGAUGAGAGCCAAAUUCAUCAGGUUUAUAGACCACUGUUGAACUCAGGCAUGGGGUUCGGUGCUCAGCGUUGGGUGGCUACCCUUCAACGCCAAUGCGAGUGUCUUGCUAUCUUAAUGUCCUCAGCAACACCCUCUCGAGAUCAUUCAGCAAUAACGGCGGGGGGAAGGCGGAGCAUGGUGAAGCUGGCGCAGCGAAUGACCAACAACUUCUGCGCCGGCGUGUGUGCCUCCACGGUGCACAAGUGGAACAAACUCAAUCCCGGGAACGUGGAUGAGGACGUGAGGGUGAUGACGCGGAAGAGCGUGGAUGAUCCCGGCGAGCCGCCGGGGAUUGUGCUGAGCGCCGCCACCUCCGUUUGGCUCCCCGUGUCGCCGCAGAGGCUCUUCGACUUCCUCCGGGACGAGCGCCUCCGGAGCGAGUGGGACAUACUCUCCAACGGCGGGCCCAUGCAGGAGAUGGCCCACAUCGCCAAGGGCCAAGACCACGGCAACUGCGUCUCUCUCCUGCGAGCCAGUGCCAUAAACUCCAGCCAGAGCAGCAUGCUGAUACUACAGGAGACAUGCAUAGACGAGGCGGGAUCACUUGUGGUGUACGCGCCGGUGGAUAUCCCAGCCAUGCACGUGGUUAUGAACGGUGGUGAUUCGGCUUACGUGGCAUUGCUGCCAUCGGGAUUUGCUAUUGUUCCAGAUGGGCCAGGAUCUCGUGGGUCACAGAACGGGCCUACUGCCGUAAGUAACGGUGGUGAUAAUGGUGGGACGCGUGUGAGUGGGUCCCUGUUAACGGUGGCGUUUCAGAUACUUGUGAAUAGUCUUCCUACAGCGAAGCUCACAGUGGAGUCCGUGGAAACUGUGAACAACCUCAUAUCAUGCACCGUUCAAAAAAUCAAAGCUGCCCUGCACUGUGAAAGUUAA